Hermetia illucens (black soldier fly) is the source of this 1655-nucleotide messenger RNA. RefSeq names its product probable cytochrome P450 6a14. The transcript has 2 exons. The record is from RefSeq and is a predicted model, not a curated record. NCBI's taxonomy places the organism in Eukaryota, Metazoa, Arthropoda, Insecta, Diptera, Stratiomyidae. Bases 79 to 1578 code for a protein of 499 amino acids. Gene Ontology annotation, molecular function: iron ion binding; heme binding; monooxygenase activity.
UGAGGAGAUACUAUUACUCAGUCGAUUCCGGUUCUCUGAGUAUCUACUACCUCAUUGAGAAUUCAUUGUUUUGAUGCAAUGGAGUGUUCGCUUUCACUUUUUGCUGUGAUUAUAGUGGGACUAACAUCACUAGUGUAUCUUUUCUUCAAAAGGAAGUUUUCAUACUGGGCUAAUCGCGGAGUGAAGCAACUUGAACCGCGAAUUCCGGUGGGGAAUCUUCUCCAAAAACAUUUUAGAACAAUUAUCGGCAACAUAUACGCAGUUAAAGAUGGCAGUGCAUUUGUUGGAGGAUAUUUCUUCACGAAACCAGUUGUCGUUGCCACAGAUUUGGACUUCGUGCAAGAUAUUUUGAUCAGAGAUUUCAAUAAUUUCCAUGCUCGUGGGGAAUACAACAAUGAGGAAGUUGAACCCAUCACUGCUCACAUGUUCUCCCUUGAUGGUCCGAAAUGGAAGUCACUACGAGUGAAAUUUUCCCCAACCUUCAGCUCCGGCAAAUUGAAGUUCAUGUUUCCUACAAUAGUAGAAGUUUCUCAAAGAUUCCGUGAAGCUUUAGAUGAGCUCCUCUGCGCAGAUAAUGUUCAAGAUGUAAAAGAUCUGUCAGCCCGAUUUACCACUGAUGUGAUUGGCAGCUGUGCUUUUGGCAUAGAGUGCAACAGUUUAAAAGACCCGGACAAUGAAUUCCGUAAAUAUGGGCGCAUGGCAUUCCAGCUCAAAAUAGGUAUAUUAACAAGAGCUUUGAUGAUGCUUUUUCCAGCCGCCGCAAAAAUCUUCCGACUGAAAGUGUUUCAGGAAGACAUGACAGAAUUCUUCAUGAGAAUUGUUCGAGAAACUGUAGAAUAUCGCCAAACAAAUAAAAUUAAGCGUAACGAUUUCAUGAAUUCACUUAUUGAGCUGAUGAAUACUUCGACGAGGGAUAGUGACACUAAUACAGAAUUAGAAAAACUUACUCUCGAACAAGCUACAGCCCAAGCAUUCCUGUUUUUCAUAGCAGGAUUUGAAACGUCAUCGACGACGAUGAUGUUCACCUUAUAUGAGCUCGCACUAAACCAAGAUAUUCAAGAGAAAGCUCGAAAGGAGAUCGAAGAGAUUUUGAAAAAGUACGAAGGUGAUUUGAGCUACGAAGCUGUGAAGGAAAUGGCUUAUGUCGACCAGAUUAUUAAUGAGGCGCUUCGAAAAUAUACACCAGUUGUUGCUUUAACGCGGAAAGCGGUUGAUAACUACAAAGUUCGAAACUCCAAUGUAACUAUUGAGAAGGGUACAACGAUCCUCAUUCCAGCAUAUGCAAUACAUCAUGACCCUAAGUACUAUUUGGACCCAGAAAAAUUCGAUCCAGAUCGAUUCACGCCAGACCAGAUCAAAAAUCGGCAUCCUAUGACAUUCCUUGGAUUCGGAGAUGGUCCUAGAAAUUGUAUUGGUCUCCGUUUUGGAACAAUGCAAACACAAAUUGGCCUCAUCACUUUACUUAAAAAUUAUCGAUUCGAGGUUUGCUCAAAAACACAAAUUCCUAUGAAAUUUUCGGAAACAAAUCCUAUACUUUCACCGGAAGAUGGACUACACUUGAAAAUAGAAAAGCUUUGAAUAUCGAAAAAGAAAAAAAAAUACUAAUUGGUGCUUGGAUACUUAAAGUUCAGAAUGUUCGAUAUAUGUAUUUUUUU